AUGCCCUACCGCAUCUGGAGUGCGGCCAGACGGCCCAUCAUCGCCACCUGGAGCAAAGAGGCAGCAGGCUUCUGGGACACGGCAGUGGCAGGCUCCUCAGCGCUCAGAGUGGCGAUGCGCAGGCUGGUGAGGGCAGAGGCGGCAGUGCAAAUGGGCUCCCAUGCAGCAGGCAUCUUCUACGAUGCGGCCAACUCCUAUGACAACUUCGGCCUCGACCAGCUGAUCGAGAAGGCCAGCGACCUCAACUACCCUCUGCUGCCACUGGCCAUGUCAGCACAUAUGUGCCUGGCGCCGAGGGCCAUCAUGGCCCACAGCCUCUUCUUCGACGUCUUCGAGCCAGCCAACAGCAUGGUAGCAGGGUGUGACCAGGCCGUGGACCUCACGAAGCCGCUCCUCUACGGCGCCCUGGAGGCAGCGCACGUAAACUACAUCUACGUGGUGAUUCAGCAGUACCUGGACGACCUGGUCCUGAAGAUCGAAGGAGCAAGCAAGCAGGUCAUAGAGCAGGUGAGGUACGUGGCCGCCUUGGUGCAUCAGGGCUUCGCGAGGCUCUCCAUCCCGAUCUCCAUCAAGACGGCAGUCGUGGCCUCCGACAAAGGCCUUCAGCAGGAGAUCGCCAACAUCCUGGAUGGCGUGGGCACCCCGAAUAAGCAGCCAGGAGUGGUCCGAGACCUGGGCGUGGAUACGGGGCUGGGCAAGCAGCUGAAGCGGCCCACCCAUGCAGCCAGACAGGCGAAAGCAAAGCAGCGCAUUGAAAAGCUCAAGGACCUAGCUAAGACGGACGCCAGAGGGGCAGCCAAGGUAUACGCAGCGGGGGCCCACUGCCAACAUGCCUGGGACCUGCCAGCGCACGGCAUCACCCCCACGGAGGCGAUCAAGGUCAGGGCCACAGAGGCAGCGCUGCUCACAGGAGGGCACAAAGCAGGCAGAUGCACAGCCACCAUACUCCUGAUCCAGAGGGGCGCGCAGGAGGCGGUCACCAGGGCCAUCGUGGACCAAGUCAAGCAGCUCUGGCUCACCAUUGUGGACCACCCGUCGGAGCUAAAGAGGUGGAACCAGGUAAAGGGCACCAUGACAGGAGUCAUCGUGCAGCUGCUGGGGCUGGGAUGGAACCCAAGGUCCAGUUGCGCGCUCAGCAACAGCUCUGGCAGCAAGCGGCAGAGCAUCGGCACGGCGCAGGACAGAAGGAAGGGGGCGACCUCUACCAGCUGCAAAGACACCUGA
Messenger RNA from Prorocentrum cordatum, 1224 nucleotides. The record is from the annotation of a GenBank genome assembly. Lineage: Eukaryota; Dinophyceae; Prorocentrales; Prorocentraceae.